GAACUCCUGGUUUUGAGUUGCUCCUCUUCUCAACUCCGUCCCCCAUGUGUUUGGGCUUCCCUGAAGUUCUAGGACCUCACACCCAGUGACCCGCCUUGGCAGCCACCGCCUGCUGCCGCACUUUUGACGAAAAGAUGAAGCAUUCUAGCCCAUGAAAAGUAGUGUUAUAGUGACUUUUUAAAUGAAGACUUUGAUGUGAAGACUUAUACUUCCCAAUCUAUUCAUCAAGCUGUAAUUGCUGAACAACUAGCAAAACUUGCCCAAGGGAUCAGUCAGUUGGAUAAAGAACUACACCUACAGGUUGUUGCAAGACAUGAAGAUUUACUGGCACAAGCAACAGGGAUUGAGUCUUUGGAAGGUGUUCUUCAGAUGAUGCAGACAAGAAUUGGGGCUUUACAAGGAGCUGUGGAUAGGAUGAAAGCAAAAAUUGUGGAGCCAUACAAUAAAAUAGUAGCCCGCACGGCACAAUUAGCAAGGCUUCAGGUUGCCUGUGAUUUGCUUCGGAGAAUUAUUCGCAUCUUGUAUCUAAGUAAGAGACUCCAAGGACAACUGCAAGGGGGAAGUAGAGAGAUAACAAAAGCUGCUCAGAGUCUCAAUGAACUUGCUGCCUUCAGCUUAUGUUUCCUGGGGUAUUCAAGGAACUUAUUCUUGCAGCCCUCUGUGGGCAACUGCCAUCAUGCUGGACCUGGUACUCCAUAUUAUCUUUCUCAAGGAAUAGAUCUUUCUGGAAUAGAAGUAAUAGAAAAUGAUCUACUUUUUAUUGCAAGAGCUCGACUUGAAGUGGAAAAUCAAGCUAAGCGCCUGCUAGAGCAGGGUGUAGAGACUCAGAAUCCAACUCAAGUUGGAACAGCUCUUCAGGUUUUCCAUAAUCUUGGGACUUUGAAGGAUACUAUUACCAGUGUUGUGUUUGGAUAUUGUGCUGCUUUGGAAGAGAAUAUCAACAGUGCAUUAGACAUCAAAGUUUUGACUCAGCCUUCACAGUCAGCUGUGAGAGGAGGUCCUGGACGAUCUACCAUGCCAACCCCAGGAAAUACUGCAGCUUUUCGUGCUUCGCUCUGGACCAAUAUGGAGAAACUUAUGGAUCAUAUCUGUGCUAUAUGUGUACAGGUGCAGCAUCUACAAAAAGUAUUAACUAAGAAGAGGGAUCCUGUUUCACACAUUUGUUUCAUUGAAGAAAUAGUCAAGGAUGGGCAACCUGAAAUUUUGUAUACAUUCUGGAAUUCAGUUACUCAGAAACUUUCUUCUCAGUUUCAUACAGCAACAAAUUCUUCCAUGUUUUUGAAACAAGCCUUCGAAGGAGAAUAUCCCAAAUUAUUAUGUCUUUAUAAUGACUUGUGGAAGCGUCUUCAACAAUACAGUCCAAACAUCCAAGGAAAUUUUAAUGCAAGUGGAACUCCAGACCUUUAUGUUGACCUACAACAUAUGGAAGAUGAUACACAGGAUAUAUUCAUACCAAAAAAGUCAGAAUAUGAUCCAGAAAAGGCUUUGAAAGACUCACUACAGCCCUAUGAGGCUGCUUAUCUCUCAAAAUCCUUAUCUCGACUCUUUGAUCCUAUCAACUUGGUUUUUCCUCCGAGUGGGCGUAAUCCACCUUCCUCUGAUGAACUUGAUGGUAUCAUUAAAACUAUAGCAAGUGAACUAAAUGUUGCUGCUGUUGAUGCAAACCUCACAUUAGCUGUGGCAAAAAAUGUGGCAAAGACCAUUCAGUUAUAUGGUGUAAAAUCAGAGCAGCUUCUCUGUACUCAAGGAGAUGCAAGUCAAGUGAUUGGGCCUCUUACUGAAGGUCAGAAAAGAAAUGUGGCAGUGGUGAAUUCACUGUAUAAGUUGCACCAAUCUGUAACAAAGGUGGUUUCCAGUCAGAACUCAUUCCCUGCUGUAGCUGAGCAAACUAUAAUGUCAGCCUUAAAGACAAUUCAUGCUCUUAUGGGGAAUGCAGUGCAGCCUUUACUGACUUCAGUGGGAGAUGCAAUAGAGGCCAUAAUCAUCACCAUGCAUCAAGAAGAUUUUUCUGGGUCAUUAUCCAGCUCAGGAAAACCUGAUGUUCCUUGUUCUUUGUACAUGAAGGAGCUACAAGGUUUCAUUACUAGAGUUAUGAGUGAUUACUUUAAACACUUUGAUUGCUUGGAUUUUGUCUUUGACAACACUGAAGCUAUUGCCCAAAGAGCGAUUGAACUGUUUAUCCGAAAUGCUAGUCUCAUAAGACCUCUUGGUGAAGGUGGGAAAAUGCGACUUGCUGCUGAUUUUGCACAGAUGGAGUUGGCCGUGGGUCCAUUUUGCAGACGAGUAUCUGAUUUAGGGAAGUCCUAUCGAAUGCUGAGAUCAUUCAGACCAUUGCUCUUCCAGACAAGUGAACAUGUAGCUAAUAGUCCUGCACUGGGGGACAUUAUUCCAUUCAGCAUUAUUAUUCAGUUUUUGUUCACAAGAGCACCUGCUGAGCUGAAAUCUCCUUUCCAGAGGGCAGAAUGGUCCCAUGCACGCUUCUCCCAGUGGCUGGAUGACCAUCCAUCUGAAAAGGACAGGCUUCUCCUCAUCAGGGGAGCCCUGGAAGCUUAUGUUCAAUCAGUGAGAAGUAGAGAAGGCAAAGAAUUUGCACCAGUGUAUCCCAUAAUGGUUCAGCUGCUUCAGAAAGCUAUGUCUGCUCAAUAAUAAUGUGAAACCUUCGUUAAUCUACAUACUGCACUAACCCAAAAUAUGCAGUUACUAUGCAAUAUUGUUGAAGAUUGUAAAUGAUCUUGUCCCAUUUCUCUUUAACAUUUUGACUUUAGAUGUCAAAUUAGGAUCUUCAGCACAACCUCAUGGACCUGAUUUUUCCAGAAAUAACCCAACUUUUUUUCCUCCUGAUUUCAGAUUUUUGUAAUAAACUAGCUGAAGUUUCUUUUCCAUCACAUUCCCCUAUGGUUACAGUCUUUAAAAACAGGGAUAUGAUCAAGUGACAAUACUAGGUACUCUGCUUCCCCCAACCUGCCUGCUUCUGCAUUAAGUGUGUAGGCCAGUGGUUCCCAAAUAGGACUGCAUAUUCACAUCGUCAGAGAAAUUUUUUAAAUCAUGAGGCCUAAGUUUCACCCUAGUUGAUACAUUUUGGAGUGGUGGAAACUAGGCAUCAAUAUUUCUAAAAGCAUGUCCCUAAAGAGAUUCUAAUGUGCAGCAGUUUGUUAACCAGUGGCACAUCCCAAAGCUCAGACAUACCACACCACUAAAUGUUCUCUAAAUGUCAAACUAUAAUAAAGCAAGGUUUUCUUUAUACUUUGUCAUUUUAUUAAAAGCAGACAUUGGUGGUUCAACCUUGUAACAAAGAUGACAAGUUAAAAAUAAAUUUUCUUCUACCAGA
This is a messenger RNA of Marmota monax (woodchuck), 3328 nucleotides long. RefSeq names its product component of oligomeric golgi complex 5 (gene Cog5). The coding region runs from base 370 to 2646 and encodes 758 amino acids. NCBI's taxonomy places the organism in Eukaryota, Metazoa, Chordata, Mammalia, Rodentia, Sciuridae. The transcript is spliced from 23 exons. Gene Ontology annotation, biological process: intra-Golgi vesicle-mediated transport. The record is from RefSeq and is a predicted model, not a curated record. Gene Ontology annotation, cellular component: COG complex.